ACCCAUCACAGAUCGUCAGUUGAGCGCGCGCAGCGCUGUUGUUCAGACGUGUGUCACGUGUAUUAAGCGCGCCAUUUUUACGACUCAAAAAAAUAAAGUUCUGUAUUUAGUGCAGUGGUUAAGUGAUUGUGUUGUGUUUAAUGAUAAGCCUUUAAGAUGCAGUGUUCGUGAAAACAACUGGCACGCGAUAAAGUGAUAUUAAAAACGAAACGAAUUCGAAAUUCAAAAGGAGGUUUUAAUUGUUCUCUUUUAAAAAUAGAUUUUAAAUAAACGCAUUCGAAAUUUAAAAAGAAAUUAAUGUAAAUUCAAGUGUGUUCUAAAAGUAGAAAUACAAAAGAGGUUUUAAUCGUCCAAUUCAAAAACCAUUUAUAAUUAAAAAAAUCAGUGUUCGAUAUAAGUGAAUGUGAGUUUUAUCGUCUUGGAAAUAAGAUUGAAAGUGGCAUAUCAGUGUGUGGUAUAAUGUGUUGGGAAUAUGGAUGAGCAGAUACAUAAGACUUGCGUGAGGGUCAACUCUGCAGAGGAGGAGGAGUCCAGGGAUGAAGUGGAUCAUGAUCUACCAAAGAAGAACCCAUUUAUACGAGGCUCUGACCCUCGCGUGGCGACGUGUCGGGGUCGGCUACAGACGCGCCGCUGCCAACUCAACCAGGAGAUCAACAAGGAGCUGAGAUUGCGCGCAGGAGCUGAAAAUCUAUUUAAGGCGACGACGAACCGUAAACUACGAGAGACAGUGGCGCUGGAGCUGAGCUUCGUCAACUCCAAUCUGCAACUGCUGAAAGAGCAGUUAGCAGAGCUCAACUCCUCAGUGGAACUAUACCAGAACGACAGCAAAGAAUGCCUGAUGCCAAUGAUCCCUUUGGGUCUGAAAGAGACGAAAGAGGUGGACUUCCGUGAGCCAUUCAAAGACUUCAUUUUGGAACACUACAGCGAAGACGCAGCUGCAUACGAAGACGCCAUCUCUGAUUUUAUGGAUAUGAGACAGGCGAUGCGAACUCCAGUCCGUUCUACAGUCGGCGUCGCGCUGUUGUUCAAAUAUUAUAAUCAAUUGUAUUUCAUUGAACGACGCUUCUUCCCACCAGACCGCUCUCUAGGCGUCUACUUUGAAUGGUUCGACUCUUUAACUGGAGUACCAUCAUGUCAGCGCACGGUUGCAUUUGAAAAGGCCUGCGUACUGUUCAACAUGGCUGGUAUCUAUACACAGAUCGGUGCUAAACAGGAACGCACGACAUGUUCUGGUCUGGACGGCGCUGUGGACGCGCUGCUCCGUGCUGCGGGCGCACUACGCUAUAUACAUGAGAACUUCACAAACGCGCCAUCUGUUGACCUCGCUGCGGACACACUGCUUGUACUCGGCACACUCAUGACGGCGCAAGCACGCGAGUGUCUAUUCGAGAAGCUACAACUACAGGCGCGGGAAGCACGCGGCGAAGCUCUACCUGCAGACUUUGACAUGUGCCUUGAUCUCGCGCAGGAGAGCGCUCAACUAGCACACGUCUACAAACAACUAUACGAUAAAAUGCAGACAGAAGGUGUAUUCAACUACGUGCCAUACUCGUGGGUGUCACUUGUCCACGUCAAGACUGAGUUCUAUAAAGCGUUAGCGCAUCAGUACUGCGGCGUGGCGCUGCUGCAGGCGCCGGGCGCGCGCGCUGCAGACCGCCUCGCUCAGCUGCACGCACCGGACCGCACGCAGGGGUCCAACAAUAGCGUGUCCGAUGUAGAACCAGUAGCGCUGGGUCGAGCGCAUCUCGCUGAAGCACUCGCGCUGUACGAGGAGGCGCUGCGACUGCAGAGGAUGUGCAGAGAGCUGCGCGGCAAGGAGGCGCUGUGUCGGUGUGUGUCGGCGCAGCGCGAGAGAGCGGCGCAGGCGCGGGCGCGCGGCGGCAACGAGGAGCCGGACUUUGCCGACAUCAUAGACGCGCCGCCCAUACUGCCUGCAUCUAAAUUUGAACUAGCAUUAACACCACCUGACUUCGCUCAACAUCGCGUUGAAGAUUUAUUCAAAUCUCUGGGACCCAUUGCUGUGUUCUCCGCGAAACGACACUGGAGCGCUCCCCGUCUCAUCCAACUCCAGAAGAACACGGAGAAGAGAAGAGAAGCGCGACGGGAAAGAAAGAACGGCAGAGAAGAAGACAAACUCAGAAGACGACUGAGCGAUAAACGCGACCAUUCAGAAGAUAACAGCACGUACUACAACCAAAUAAGAGACGAGAAGAUUCUAGAUGAGAAGAGAGUUACGAAACAAAAUGGCGUCUAUAUAAACAGUUAUAAUAAUAAUAACUACGACUACCAUCAUAAGGUUAUCGAAUACGAUCGAUACGAUUUUACUACUGAGAUAGAGAAGGAAUCCAAGUUAAAGAACGGAAGAGAAAGAGAACGGAAAGAGUUGAGAAGAGUGGCGAGUGAAUACAAUGUGGCCAAUAACAAGGAUGAAGAAGGUUUCGGAUUUACUGUGAGGGGAGAUGCGCCUGUAGUUAUCGCCGCCGUGGAACCUAACUCUUUGGCUGAUAUCGGUGGCAUGCGUGAGGGUGACUUCAUAAUCUCAAUCGGGGAGAAGGACGUGAAGUGGAGCGCGCACAGCGAGGUGGUGCGUCUGAUCCAGCAGGCAGGACCCGCGCUCACACUGCGCCUCGCCACACCAAUGGACACCUCUCAUAAGGCGAGAGUGCGUGGCACUGAGGUGGGUGGUCAGCGCGGGUCACAGCAGGGCUCCGUGUCUGGUGCAUCCAGCGCAUCCAGCGGCUCAACAGCGACUUCUGGCCGCACCCCGCGCUCACACUCCCCGCGCAGCCCCCGCCGUGCACCCUCCUGGAACCCCUUCCGCCGCGCCACCGCCACGCUCUCACACAACCACAUCAACCUCACGCACAGAUAAUCUGCAACGUACGUCGGUAAAACAGUACGAUACCGUCGGUAAAACACCAACACACUGUUGGUAAAACAGUCUGAUACCGACCUCAAAACUGUACGACGCCGUCAGUAAAACAGUUUCAAAUUUACAUUUCUACGUCCCGGUUUUACAGACGAAUAAGUAAACUAUCGUGUAAUUUAUUCCUCGUUAGUUCCUUUUUAACUUCUUCCUUUUUCUUUUAAAAAAAUAUAUUUUAAAAAACUUGUUUGUUUGCCGCCUUUUUCUUUU
Molecule: messenger RNA, 3136 nt
Organism: Papilio xuthus (Asian swallowtail)
Lineage: Eukaryota; Metazoa; Arthropoda; Insecta; Lepidoptera; Papilionidae
Gene: Rhp
Product: GTP-Rho-binding protein rhophilin
Exons: 16
Coding region: 473-2872 (799 amino acids)
Biological process (GO): negative regulation of stress fiber assembly; signal transduction
Molecular function (GO): protein binding
Source: RefSeq, a predicted model, not a curated record